UUUGGAUUGCUAAGUUAUAUUGAAGAAAUAGUGGUAACUUCAUGUAGCAGUUUGAAUAGCAAUGUAUUUGCAAUUAGACAGUUCGUAAAAUAUUGUCGCGCUCAAAAUGCUUAUUGGAAUUGUGCGUAAAAUUAUUAAAUGAUAAUUAAUAUAAAUAUAGGAUUACUAGGCCAUGUGGAUUCAGGUAAAACCACAUUGGCACGCGCCUUGAGCACCAUUGCAAGUACUGCUGCGUUUGAUAAAAAUCCACAAUCACAAGAGCGCGGUAUCACAUUGGACUUGGGUUUCAGCGCUGUGGUGGUAGAUGCACCGGCAAGAUGGAAAACAUUUGCACCGGAUGUCGAUAAAGUGCAGUUCACUUUUGUAGAUUGCCCUGGACAUGCUAGUCUUAUACGUACUAUAAUUGGCGGUGCACAAAUUAUUGAUUUGAUGUUGUUGGUCAUUGAUGCACAGAAGGGAAUACAAACACAAACAGCCGAGUGUAUAGUUAUUGGCGAGUUAUUAAAGCGAAAGUUAAUUAUGGUUGUAAACAAAAUAGAUUUGUUGGUGGAAAAAACACGCUUUGUGCAGUUGCAAAAACUGAAUACAAAACUGCGAAAAACUUUGGAGCAGACAACAUUUGAUGCUGACAGUAACAUCUACAAUGUAUCGGCGCUGGAGAAAACCAAUAUUGAGGUUCUACUGGAAGGAAUUCUCUCGCAAAUAGAGUUCCCUAAGCGGCACACAGAUGCUCCUUUAGUCAUGUACACGGAUCAUUGUUUUUCUAUCAAGGGCCAGGGCACUAUUUGCACCGGCACGAUUGUACAAGGUAGCAUUACAGUGAAUGACCUAAUCGAAAUACCUGUUAUUAAGGAGCAACGCAAAGUAAAGUCAAUCCAAAUGUUCCACCGACCAGUACAAUCAGCGUCAAUGGGUGAUCGUGUGGGAAUUUGUGUGCCACAAUUCAAUGCAAAGAUGUUGGAACGCGGAGUAUUAACAACGCCAGGGUAUUUGCACAAUAUUUAUGCGGCAUGCAUACGGUUACAACGUAUAAGAUUCUACAAAUUUGCAAUACGUUCCAAAAGUAAAUUGCAUGUAACCAUUGGUCACGAUACGGUUAUGGCAAAUAUUACCUUAUUUAGAAGUGCAAAUGACACAGCAAAUGAAAUUUUCGACAUAAAUAAAGAAUAUGAAUUCGUUGAAGAACUCGAACCCGCCUCAAGUGUGCAAACCGAAGAUUCGACAUUUGCUUUAUUGGAAUUUCAAACACCCAUACUUGCGGACACCAACUCCACAUUAAUUGCGGCUAAAUUAGACUUGGAUGCGCAAAGUAAUUGCUGUCGUUUGGCCUUUUGGGGACGCAUGCAGUGGUACACACAUGCCAAUAACUACACCUUGGAUGUGCUACCGAAAUUCAAAGUAUUCAAACGUAAAACAAAGCAAGGCUUUAUACAACGACUUGUAAAUGAGCAUGAAGCGAUUGUUGAAAAUCUAUUCUCUAAACAAGGUAAUCGUGAAAUCUAUGUAGGCAAGCAAGUGGAACUGUCUACCGGUGAAAUAGGUGUUAUCGAAAGUACUUUUGGUCAAAAGUCGAAAGUAAAAGUGCGUUUCAAUAAUGGUCUUACAGCGGACACGCUGAACGAGCUAAAAGGUGGUCGUUUUAGUAAUGUAAAAGUCAUGCUCAACUAUAAAAAAUAUAUUUUCAACAAGCAGCUAACCCUGGUGCAAUAAAGAAAAACAUAUUUGGUGAGUUUUAUUUAA
Molecule: messenger RNA, 1740 nt
Organism: Zeugodacus cucurbitae (melon fly)
Lineage: Eukaryota; Metazoa; Arthropoda; Insecta; Diptera; Tephritidae
Gene: eEFSec
Product: selenocysteine-specific elongation factor
Exons: 3
Coding region: 139-1710 (523 amino acids)
Biological process (GO): selenocysteine incorporation
Molecular function (GO): GTP binding; translation elongation factor activity; GTPase activity
Source: RefSeq, a predicted model, not a curated record